GGCGCAGCUAACGAAUGCUCAAAAUGUGUUCAAUUAUGGCGAACGACCAUUAAAUUUUAAUUAUAAUUUACAACUUACUUUUGAUCAUUAAAAUUUCGAUUAUUUUUUGAAGAUUUAUGGUGUUUGAAUAGUAAAGAUAACUGGUUGCGCAUGAAGCAUCUUCAUGAAGGACCGUAAAAGUUGAAAUGAUAGUUCAUACUUUUUUUUUAUUCAUUAUCUGUUGUCAAGCACACAAAAAAAAAAAUAACUGGACAUACAAUCAGUGGAAAGCCUCACACAAUGUUAAAAAAGAAAAUGCUGAAAAGAGGAGUUCAGUUGUACCAAAUUACAAAGAAAUUAAUAUAGACACUAAUAAACUAUUUCAUGAUUUUGUUAGUGCUUUUGAAGCCAAAAAUGAUCAAAGUCAAAAUAGCAAAGAAGAGUCAAGGCGAACUAAAGUUGAUAAAAAUCAAAAUAGCGAUAGCUCUGUCAGAAAUUUAGUUUAUCCUGGACCAUCUUUAUCAAGUCCAACUGCAGCAGCAUUUGAUCCUUAUUUAAUGAAACAGUCAUGGGCAAAAGAUUCAAAGGGAACUAAUCAUGCAGCAGCAGUGCCUAAAACUCAACCUGUUGCACAACAACAAGUUGCAUUUGCUCCAUCAAUUGGAGUUCCUUCUGUAUCUCCAGUAUCACCUCCUAAUGGUUUUUUUCUGCCUCCAAGUUUUCCUGCUGUUGUUCUUCCUGCUCCUCAUGCUCAAAGUAUGGUCAAUACAGUUUUUACUCCAAGUAGCCCAGAUCCUAAGACCAAUACAAUUGUUGUGGUAGCCAAAGAUGAUAAAGAACAAAAACCUGUUGUUAAAACAGGAAACCCAGUUAUUGAAAAGGUUAUUAAUAACCCUCGCAAUACACCCAUAAAAGGUGUCCCAGUUCAUGAUAAAAAAAAAAAGAAGACUACAAAUGGAAACAAAAGAGUGUAUUCUCUUGGUGAUCAUAUUUUUUCGGAUAUUGGUUGCUUUUUGGAUAAAUGGAUUCGUGCAGUGCCUACAUUAGAGGGUAACCAUCCAUUAUUGAUGGACUCUGAUUAUAAAUCAAGAUCUGAUCCUCUUCAAAAAUGUGCCGAGGCAGCAUUAGACAAAGGUUUUCAAGUUUUUGGUCUACAAAAUGGUGGUCAAUGUUUUGCAGGUAUUAAUGGGGAAACAACAUAUGAUAUGUAUGGGACAUCAAAUCAGUGUUUAGAAGAUGGUUUGGGUGGAUCUUGGGCAAUGGAGAUGUACAGAUACAACGAAGAUAUUCGCAAUAACCGCAAUAAGCCAGCUCUGUCUGAAAGUAAGUUAAACUCUAAAAAAGAUAAUGCAGAAAAAAUGCAUUUUUCAGAUAGUGAAGAUAAAGCUGAAAAGAAAGAAGAAGAUGAAUUUGAUAAGUCUCUCUUUAAAGAAGAACAGGAACUUGAUUCUGAUGAUAAUAAAAAGGUUUUUCCCACUGAACCCCUCUCUGCCCAUGGAAUUUCAUUUAAAGGAGUAUUAGGGAAACUAAUACGAAAAGCUGUUAGCGAAUCUAAAAUGAAGACAGCCAUUGAGCCAGAGGAAACAGUUGAAGAUGCAGUUCCAAAAAAAGCUGGCAAAAUUGAAAAAAACUCAGAAGAACCUAAAAGUACUCCAGAAAAGCCUGUAGAGAAAGAGAAAGAAAAAAAGAAAGUUGUAAAGGAGAGUGAAGCAAAGAAAAAAGAAACCGAUCCAAAAGAAGAAAAUGAAGAAAAAGAAAAGACAACUGAAAAAAUUGUUGACAAAGCUGCUGAUAAAAUUGCAGACAAGGCUGCUGCAAAAGCUGUUGACUCACUCAAAGCUGUUACAGAACUUUUUAAGAGUGCUAUCUCAGAAAAAGCACCUCCAGGAAAGUAUGAAAAACCAGUUGUAAAGAAUGAUACUGUGGUAAAUUUUGUAAAAGAUGAUGAACCUACCAAGAGUGAGGUUGGCCAAACACACUCUAGGUUUUUUCCUCUUGGAGCACUUGUUUCUAAAGGAUCAAAACCACCAUGCAUUUGUCCUGACAAAAUUUGCUCCUCCAAGCUUGAUCUUGCAUUUGUUAUUGAUGCUUCUGCUGGUUCAGAACAAAAUGGUAAAGAUAAAAUGGCAGAGACAAUGGAAUUUGGACGUCGUGUAGCUUCAGCUUUUAAAGUUGAUCAAGAAAAUUCUCAUCUUGGUUUGGUGACUUAUGCUACAGACGCUCAGAUUAUGCUUAAUUUUCAUCAUUUUAAUGACCCAGACACUUUAACAGAAGCUAGAGAUGCUGUUCGAGUUAAACCUCACACAGGUAAAUAUACUGGACAGGCACUUUCUUUAGCUAAAGAAGGUCUUUUUGAUAAAGGCCAUCGAUCAGAUGCUCUUGAUGUUUUAAUUCUUAUGACGGAUGGUCCAUCUAGUGAUGAUGUUACAGAACCAUCUCGAGCAUUGCGGGAUAUGGGUGUAAAAAUAAUAGCAGUUGGAAUCGGAAAUCAAAUUGAUAGAAAACAGUUGAAUGAUAUUGCUUCUGAUCCUGAUGAUGAACAUGUUUUUACAGCAGAUUAUGAUAAUCUUGGUACAAUAAUUAGAAGGACGCAAAGAGCUGCUUGUGUUGGUGGAACACUGCGAGAUCCAAUCAUGCCCUGCAUUUGUGAAGCACAAGCUGAUAUAAGAGCAGAUGUUCAAACUGCUGCAUUUUACAACAUGUACAAAUUUGCUGUUGAGCCUUCAUACAAAAAUGUGAUGGGAGUUACAAGAUACAAUAUUCCACGCCCUGCUAUUUCACACAAAAAAAAUAAGUGGCAUAGAAAGAGUGAAGUUGAAGGAAACAGGCAUCAUUUCUUGCGAACAUUACCAUUAGAUAAUCCUCAUCCACCGAUGGAGGACUCGUCCCCUAUACAUGAAUUACGUCAAAAAGAAACACCAAGCUUUUACCCUGCAAGAAGCCGUGAAGCUAUGCAAACAAUGAAAGCUUCAAAGGAUGAAGAUGGAGCUGUUACUGAAGUACAUCAUGAUCCAUUGAAAGAGGAUGCUAAUGUUGAAAGUAUUUAUGCAGAUACUAAAUAUAAUAAUAGACUUGAAACCUCUGAUAAAAAUUACCAUUCUGAAGAACAUGACCAGGAACAUCAGAAACUUCAAGGAAGAUUAGAAGGUUCUAGAGAUUAUCCCCAUGACAACACAUAUACUAAUAGCUAUAAGAAUAAAGAUAAAGAAAGUGAUGACUUUAUUUUUAACAGUAAAGAAAGAACUUCAUUUAAACAGCAAGAAGAUUCAAAUGAUCUUUCUUCAAGCAAUUCAGAUUUUUUAGGAGAAAAAAAUAAACAUUUAAAAAAUCAAAAGACUUAUGAAAAAAUUGGUUUUGAAAAUGAAGAUGGUAGUCAGUCCUAUUCCUCUGAUGACAAACAGUUGUCAAAAUCAUCAACAAAUACUAAAAAAAUUGAAAAUCAAGAGUAUCAGUCUCUCUCAGAUGCCGAGCAAGGAAAUAACCAUGGUAGUCAUCAAUCAAAUUUUGAACAAUCUAACGACAGAGAGAGGGCAAAUAAUGAAAUACAUAAUAAAAAACCAAGAAUAAAAAAUAAUUAUGAAAACAAUGAAUAUGGUAACAAGAAGUUAGAGGAGUCACAAAGUGACUAUAGUAACAAGAAGUUAGCGGAAUCACAAAGUGACUAUGGUAACAAGAAGUUAGAAGAGCCACAAGGGGAUUAUGGUAACAAAAAGUUAGAGGAAUCCCAAGGCGAGCGGUUUUUAGAGAACCAAAGAGAAAAAUAUGAUGAAAAAGAAAAUGACAAAUUAAGAACAGAAAAUGAAAAAAAUAGUGAAAAGGAAGAUAAUAGAGAUGAAAAAGAAGAAAAUGAUUUUAGAGAAACAAAAGUGAGAAAUAAAAAAAAUGAAAACCAAGUUAAUGCACAGAAAGAAAGAAAAGAAGGUUUUCAGGAAGAGGAAAAUGAACAAAAAGCAGUUAAUAAAGAAAAUUUAAAUUCAAAAUUAGUCUAUGAUGAUCCCAGAGGAAGUUUGCAAUUUCAUAAAGAAAACUCGAAAGAAAUUUCUGAGGACACGCAAGUAUCAGUGCACCCAAAACUGAGAUAUUCUUUAUACAGUGAUUCUAAAACUGAUGAAUUUGAUAAAGACAGAAAUACUGUCGAAAAAGGUCAUUAUGUGACAACAACUCAAAAACAAAAGUCGCUUGACUCUGGUGAUGAAGAUUCGCAUGAAUCGCAUGAAAGAUUAAAGUUUCCAAAGGUUAAAUUGAAUGCAGAAAAAGUUUCUUUAGGAAAGCAACUCUCAGGUGUAGAUGAGCAACCGUCAACAGAGGUAUUUAACCAGGCUUUUUCAGAUUCUAAAAAAGAAUUUUUGAAAGAAGAUAAAGGGGAACAAGGGAUUUCAGAAAGUUUUUCAAAAGAAAAAGAAGGGAAUGAUCACAAAACUUUGCCCCAUAGUUUAUCUGCUCAAGCAGGAAAUAGUCUUGCCGCUGAUUCAAGAAGUGAAAAAAUAAUUGAUAAAGGCCUGGUAACUGGUCAAGUGUUAGGAAAAUUUGAAGAUAAUUUAAAGCAAUUAAAGGUAUUACAUAUUCCUGAUGAAAAAUUAGCUCAUUUUCAAGCUGAUCCAAUUGAACCAGUAAAUAAGUUACAUCAUGCCUUUACUGCUGAAGAGUCACUUCAACUUCGUCUUGAUGAAGAAAAAGAAAAAGUACAUGAAGAUAUAUCACAUUUUGAUGAUCAUCAAGAUGAAAUAGCAAGUAUUGUUAACCAACAUUUAACAAAAGAAGACCAGGAACAGUUGCAUGCAAUACAAGCAACUCUUAUGAAUGCUGAUAACCAACUUCUUGAUUCAACCAAACAACAUCAAAGUUUAGAUCAUACUUUUAGACCAGAACAUUCUAUGGAUUCUCUCCAGCUAGGAAUCAACUUAGGUAACUAUGUUCAUGGAAAUUCAGAUGGUUCAUUGCAACAAAUACCACUCUUAGAUACUUCUCUAACCAAAGAAGAUAAUUCUCUAGCUAAAGAAGAUGCUUCUCAAAUAGUAAAAUACAAAGGUUAUUCAAAUGUUGUUUCUGAAGGUAUUUUAAAGCCUAAAGAGUUUAAUAAACCCCAAAAAAUAGAUAAAAAGAAAGGUAUGGGAGAGAACAAAUCAGAACAAAAAGGGAAAUUAUCUGGGGAAGAGACUUCAAAAGAUACACAUGGUAGUUUAAAGGAGAAUCCAAAAGGUGGUAAGCUACAACGAAACAUGCUUAUAAGUGAUGAUGUACAAACUCACCCAGAAAGAUCAUCAUUUCAAAUUAUAUCAAAGGCUAUGCAAACAAUUGCUGACAAAGAAUUGCCAUCUGUUCUAGAUGAUACUCCAGUGCUUCAUGACAGCAAGAUUGAUUACUUAAAGGGAGGAAAGGAAAAUUUGAACAACAAUCAUGAAGGCCUUGGUAAUGAAGUCAAUGCCAAACUUGAUGAGACACCUAUUACACUGAAAUCUGAUAAAUUAACUUCAAAGGAAAAAGAAAAUAAUAGAAAUGAGCAUUUCGAGCUGGAAGAAGAUAUUCAUCAUUAUGAGAAUAAUAAACAGGAAAAAAAAGGUGAUGAUGAAAGUACUGCAAAUGAGACUGGAAAUAAAAAUAUCAUAAAGGAGACUGGAAAUGAAAAUAUGGCAAAGGAUAUUGGAAAUGAAGCUGAAAAUAUGGGGAAGAAAAUAAAAAAUUCAAACAAGAACAAAAAUAAAGUUAGCGACCAAGUAAGCGACCAAGAUUUAAACAAAAAUCAGAAUGAAGCUUUUGAGGCAACUAAGGAUUAUCAACACUCUAGUAAUAAAAAAGAUUAUUCCAAAGAAUAUAAAGAAGAUUACCAAUCCUUUAACGAUAAUAAAGAAGGAAAAGUAAAGGAAGAAUUAAAAGGUGCAAAUGAAGAAAACAAAGCUACUCAUAGUAUAAGAAAAGUUGAAAAAGAAACUGAGAAAAUUGAUCAAGACAAAUCAAGAGAAGAAAAAAAUUAUGAAGAAAAGAAAUUUAAGGAAGAAGAAGACAUGAACAAAAUGCAGGAAGGUGAGCAGCGUUAUGAUCCAAUACAAAACAAAAAAUCUAAAGAUUAUGAAGACAAUCGCACAGUUAAAGAUAAUAACAAAGAAGAGUUUGAUAGUAAAGACAAUAAAGACGAAAAUUAUUCUGAAGUAAAAGUAAAAAAUAAAGGUGCAACCUAUGAAGAGAAAGAUGAAGCAAAGCUUGGUAGCAAUAAUCAUGAAGAUAACCAAGAAAAAGAUGUUAAAGCUUCAUAUCUUAAAGAAAAGCAAAAUAAAUUUCAAAAUGAAAAAAGUGGGAAGUCUUACAAGUUUGAUUCUUCUAAGGAAACCCUAAAAAGUGAAAAUGAACAUGAUGAAAAUAGUACAGAGACUUUUGAGAAAGAAAGUUUUGAUGAAAGAAACGAUAAAAAAUUUGAUUUUUCUAAAUCAAAAAAGAUUCAAAAUAAGGAAAGUGAAACUAAAGAGAAUUCAAACAAAAAUAAUGAAGAAGAUAAAACUAUUUUUCAACAAAUAAAACCAAAGGAUCAAGAUUCAGACUCUAAAACUUCAGAUAAUCUGAAAACAAACGAGAAUGAGCAAGAAGAAAAUAAAGACCGUUUAAAAAGUUCAAGAAAUGUUGAGAGCUUACAUGAGGACUCUAUGGCUCCUCUGUAUGAAGUUGAAACCAAAAAUGAUAAAAACUUUUAUCAUGGAAAUGACGAAGCAUCUAUGUUUCAAAAACGACUUGAAGAAGCUCAAAAAUUUGAUUCCAUAAAGAGUCAAGGUACAAUAGAAUCUGAAAAAAUAUCUGGUGCCGAAAGGAAGUUAAGUAAAGAAGAUGUUCUCAAAUCGGGUAACAUAUUGAGAUUUGAACAAAAUUCAAAAACAAGUAAUGAUGAAAUUGUGUUAAAUGAAGGGAGAAGAAAAACUGAAGCUUUAGACUCUGACCAUGAAUUAAGGCGCUCUGAGGGGGUUGUUGAUCUUUUAGAUGACCACUCAAAAGAGCUGUAUUUUCAUAAAUCUAAAUAUGUGGAUGAUAAAAGACCUAAUUCUGAUGAAGAUAUUAAAAAAUUUGAAGAUAAUGGUAAAAGUUUAGCUAAAAAAGAUGUUGAAGAUAAAAAUAUUGAGGUAGCUCCAGAAGAUUUCAAACAACAUGAAGAAAGUUCAUUCAAAAGCGCAGAUAUAAUUCAGACAGGACCAUCAAAGAUUCAUCAAGAGAGUUCUUCACACCAAUCAAAAGAUAAUACAGAGGCAAAUGCAUCACGUCGUUUCAUAGCAACUCAUGAAACUUUGCAUGAAAGAAAAGGUGAUAUACGAGAUAUAUCAAUGAAAGGUGAUAUACGAGAUGUAUCAAUGGAUAAUAAGCUUAUAGACAUGGAAACUCGUAAAGAUGACCUAGCAACUGAGACAAAUGAUCGUGAAACAACUGUUGCUCAAGUUACAUCAAAUAAUAAUGUAAAUAGUGAUUCAAAUAGAGACUUGGAUACCAAUGCAAUGAAAAAAGAUUUUACAAAUCAAGGAAUUUUAGCUACUGAUAUGUUUAUGGACUCCUCUCAUUUCUGGCCAUUGGUGAAAAGUGAUAAAAUUCUGACACCUGAUAUUGUAACAGGUCAUAAUGGUAUUCUCAUGGAUGGUGCAGUAAUUGAAAAAAGUGAUGACUUUUCAGAAAUAUUAUCAACUGAAAAAAAAGGUUCAUAUGUCAUCCUUGGUGACUUUAAAGACACAUGCUUUACCAAUCCUGACUCUUGUAUUAUGGGUGGUAUGACUAUUUCUUUUUGGGUGAAGCUGAACCAAUCAAAUAUUAAUGGAAAUCAAGAUGCCUAUAUUAUAAGUGGCGGAGGUCAAUCAAAGAAGUCACGUGGGUUUGCAUUUCUGUAUUUCCAUGGAAACUUUGUUGCAUGUUUAAGUACAGCACACAAACAGUGGAAAAUCAUUAUGCCAAGCUUUCCAGAUAAUGAGUGGGUUAAUGCCGCUUUUGUCUGGAACCGAAAUGAAACACUUCUAUACUAUCUUAAUGGAAAGUUAAUUAAGACAGUUGAUGGUACUGUUGCAAAUAGACCAUAUGUAAACUACACAAUUUUAACAAUAAGUCGUCCUAACAAUGCUAUUGAUCAGGAGUUUAUGUAUCCUCUUAAAAUGAGUGCUCUUGCAUUAUGGGAUAGACCUCUAAAAGACUUUCAACUCCAAAAGUGCUAUGAGAAUAUAAAAUCGGUGCAUCAACCUAAAGUUGAAAAUCGGGAAAAACAAAUAGCUCCUAAUAAACGAAUGUCAAUUGCUAAAAAAAGAAAUACUUUGGCACGAAAGAAAAACAAACGACAAAACGUAUGAAAUAUGCACGUAAAUAACAACGCGUUAACGAAGUUGCGCAAAAAUAUACUAGAGAAAAUACGAAGAGAGAUUAGCUAGUUAAUGUAAUCUCGAGGCCAUUUCUAAAGCCCUUUUUCGGAACAGUUGCAUUUUGCAUAACCGUUAUAUUUGGCACAGAAAACGUUUUUGUUUCCCUUAAUAUGGCUUUCAUUAGAAUUGAACCCACAGUGAAAAAAUUUGUGGAAAAUAUUGCGAAUAUGACGUGUGUAAACAAUCGAAGGCUCAAAGAACAUUUAAAGUCUUUUAAAGGCAUCAGCUGGACGAUCUAUUUUGAAGACGUUUUCUUCCUGUUGAUGUUUCGUUAUCAAUGAUUUUUUAAUUAGUUUUUUAGAUAUAACGAUGUUUAUGACCUUUUAAUAUAUAUGUUAAGUUUUAAUAUAUAUGUUAAGUUUUAAUUUAUAUGUUAAGUUUUAAUUUAUAUGUUAAGUUUUUAAUAUAUAUGUUAAGUUUUAAUAUAUAUGUUAAGUUUUAGCCUUAACAAUUAGUAUAUGGAUAUAUUUAAUAUAUUUAAGUAUAACAGAA
Messenger RNA from Hydra vulgaris (swiftwater hydra), 8843 nucleotides. The record is from RefSeq and is a predicted model, not a curated record. Lineage: Eukaryota; Metazoa; Cnidaria; Hydrozoa; Anthoathecata; Hydridae.